This is a messenger RNA of Marchantia polymorpha subsp. ruderalis, 2012 nucleotides long. Lineage: Eukaryota; Viridiplantae; Streptophyta; Marchantiopsida; Marchantiales; Marchantiaceae. The record is from the annotation of a GenBank genome assembly.
UCUAGUAUAAAAGUCACGCAAUGGACUUGUGGUCUGCAUACUUUGCAUCUUGGUUUUAGAAGGUUGAUGACGGCAAGAUCGCAGAGGUUUACUCCUGCUUUCUCUGUGCACUACGUUGUGGAGAGACUUGUGGAAGGCUGAGCUUCGGAGAGGCUCAAUUGCAUUGACCAUGACUGAAGCAACGAUGAAAACAUCAGUUCCGUAUUUUUUCGCCGUCAAGGGCCAGUGGACGAUAAGACAAAACGUGGAGAACAAAUCAAUACUUAGCCCGUUUCACUUGAUUGAAACGCCGUGGAGGCAAUUCGUUUUGUUGUUUCUGGAAGUCAUGCGGUUCUGUUAUCUGCCUGUGCUAGCUGUCGGAAACCUUUUGGAGUUUGUCUUGAAUGUCAUGCUGGCAAACGGAGGCAUUAUCAACACUUUGUUGAAGGUUACUUUUCCUUGCACAGGAAAACUUGUUGUACGAUGUAGAGAUGAUGAAAACUUUGCAACGCUGCUUUCGAUCAUGGAUCGACGAUGGUCUCUCAAAGCACAGACCCCAGAGAAUCGAACCGGAUCCCGUGAUAUUGCGGACAUACUGGUUAUGGCCUCCAAGCUGGCGUAUGAGAACGCAGCCUACAACCGAAGAGUUGUUUCUACCAUCUGGAAGAUGAACUUUGUGGGCUUCUACGAUUGCUGGAACGAAUAUUUCAAAGUGGCAGGUACUCAAGUCCUUCUGUUUACGGAUAAAUCUGAAAACGCGAAUGCCAUUGUGGUAGCAUUUAGAGGAACAGAGCCUUUCAACAUGCUGGACUGGAGCACCGAUGUUGAUUUCUCGUGGUUUGAGCUGGAAGACGCGGGAAGAGUGCAUGUCGGAUUUUGGGAAGCACUUGGUCUUGGAGACCGUGAGAAGAUAAUGCAGUUAUCGAGUGGCACAAAUGCAGCUCCACUGAAAGAGAAACACAGCGUGGAGAGUCGCGAGGACAGCGAUGACCAGGAAAAACUGAAAGCAUACUCCUAUCUGACGUCGAAGGUCAAGACACUCAUGUAUGAAAACCCCGAAGCAAAGCUUUACGUCACGGGACACAGCCUUGGGGGUGCUCUUGCGGCUCUGUACACAACAGCUCUGUUCUACUACAACGAAACUAUGGUGACAGAGAGACUGGGUGCCCUGUACACGUUUGGACAACCGAGGGUUGGAGAUAGAAAACUCUCCAAAUACAUGGAAAGCAAAAUCGACGAGGCAAAGUACGUCAGAGUCGUAUACACCAACGACAUGGUCCCUCGACUCCCAUUUGACGACUCAGCUUUCAAGUUCAAGCAUGCCUGUAUGUGUUACUACGUCAACUCUUUCUACCAUGGGAAGACGAUGGAAGAUGCUCCCUUCCCCAAUUUCUUUUCUAUAAGAUUCUUCUUCCGUUUCAUCACCAUGCGUCUAACAGCCCUUCAAGAGUUGAUUCUAUCCACUUUCCUGUGGCUCUUCGUUGGGCGGGACUACAAAGAAACCAUCGAAUCGACUUUGUUUCGGGCGAUGGGGUUGAUAGUUCCUGGUAUUUCUGACCACGGGCUAACCAACUACAUCAAUAUUGUCAGACUGGGACGAUUGCACUCUGAUUCGAAGUACUGAACAUACAGAAGAUCAUGAAGUUGAAUAUUUACAUGUAGCUUACGGUAUUUUAGACGCAGCAGCUGACAACGUAUAUGGUUGAGAUCCUGUGAAGUUGAACUCCUAUAUAAAGUUCAGAACUGACUGAUGCAAGCGUUGGCUACGAAGUGCAGUAGAUUUUUGACGAUAGAUCCAUCACAUCCGCACAUAAGUACUCAGAGAGUGUAGGAAUGAACUAUCAAGUUGAUCCCUUGAGUGAGAGUGUUUUAUCAGGAAAUAAUCUGAAAGAGGAUCGUUAAUCCGAGUGUCCGAUUUGAAUUCGCUCUCAGUCAUACGCCGCGAUUUGAGCAUAUCAAAGUCCAACUUUAAAUUUCUGAACGUUUCACCUUACUCCUCUUCCCCGUUGCAAUGCAUUUAUUUCUUAUGUUUA